Molecule: messenger RNA, 2337 nt
Organism: Cuscuta epithymum
Lineage: Eukaryota; Viridiplantae; Streptophyta; Magnoliopsida; Solanales; Convolvulaceae
Source: the annotation of a GenBank genome assembly
AGAUUCUGUUCUUAUAUAUACUAGGAUACUCCGCGGAAGCCAUUACAAUUGUGAUCAGCUCUGGUCACACAAAUUAAUUUAUUUUAGUAAUAAGUUAAAAUUAUUUAAGUAUAUAUAUGAUGGAUGAAACGAAGAAGAGUGGGGCGUUGAAGAGGUGCAGCGGCGUCAAAAAGGAGAAGGAAACUGGGGCGUUGAAGAGAUGCAGCGGCGGCGAAAAGGAGAAGGAGACAGGGGCGUUGAAGAGAUGCAGGGGCGGAGAAAAGGAGAAGAAAAAGAAGAAGAAAAAGGAGGAGGAUUGUACUUUGAAGAGGUGCAGCGGCGUGGAGAAGGAAACUGGGGCGCUGAAGCUAGGCAGGGGCGGAGAAAAGGAGAAGAAAAAGGAGAAGAAAAAGGAGAAGGAGGAUUGGACUUUGAAGAGAUGUAGCCACGAUCCCUGCGUCUGCCACGAUCUUCUUAAGAGACCAGGACGCCCGUAUUCGCUAUUCGACUCCGAAAACUAUUUUCCUUCUCCAGUAAAUACCAUCAGCCCUGAUUUUACUACUGGUGAACCGCAUGAUUUUUUCGAGUUUCCAGAGGAAAUAUUUAUGGAGGAGUGCAAGCCUCUUAAUAUUAAGAAAGGUGAGAAAUUGCCGGUUGAUGUGUUUUCCUUGUUAUCUAAUGGCGGUAAGACAAGCUCCCUGGUCCGUAACAAUGGUGAAAGAGUUGGUUUAGUCGAUGCCAUUGCCGGUAAGUAUUUGGUUGUUUGUUGCUUCUUUGUGCCUAUGUUUGUUGAAGACCCUCCUCACCGUCCAUGCCGCGCCUUGAUAGCAACUUACAAUGACUUGAAGAAGAAGAACUUAAAUUUCGAGAUGGUGAUGGUAGCUAAGAUGAGAUCCACGUUUAUCUCUAAGAAACAAGAGGAACCUGCUUUCGACUGGUUUUUUUCUGCGUUUCCUUGCCUGGCUGUACCCUUUUCUGACUCCUCGACCCGAGACUCGAUUUGCAAGCUUCUUGGAAUAGAAAGUUCGAGGUUAUCAAGUGAUGGUGAUGCUUGUCUUGUUCUCGAUCCUGAUCAAAAGGUUUUGCAGACGCAUACUUGGUGUUUCGAGAAUUAUGGAGCUGCGUCCUUCCCUUUCACUGAUCACCACUUGGACUCCAUUAAGAAAAAAAUUGAGGAGGUAAGAUUGAGGUUGGAUCCAGUUUACAGGCAACGGGAACUCGGUGGCCAGUUCACAGGUCCUCUCUACAAGGAACCUGUGACCCUGGAGGAACUCUUGUGCUGCGAAUCCUCAAUGCUCCUACACAAAUGUGAUGGCAGUAGCCUAGAGAACAAGGUAAUAUCUGUUGCAGAUCUCAGCAAGAGCAAGUUUGUUGUCUUGUACCUUUGCUUUGAUGCUGAAUUUAUGUCUCGUCUUGAAAUCUUCCGUCGCAGAUGUGUUCAGCGUAAGCAACAGUUUGAGGUUGUGAUCAUAAACCUAUCCUACUUUUCUGACGAGUCUUCCUACUCUGAAGCAUUCAAGUUGGCAUUGAAAGAGAACGAUAUAUCGUCUUGGUGGGAGCUGCCCUUUGUUGACCAUGUUAGCCGAAGGCUUUACCAAAUUGUUAAUGUUCCAUAUGAAGAUGAUGUAAUCAUUUGGGCGGGUGGUGGGCGUUCUGGUGAGCUAAGUGGAUUGGCUCUUAUGGAGUGGAUUGGCUCAAGGAACUUAUAUCCUAUCACUAGAAAGAAAUGGUUAGAUGACAAGCUUUCGGCUUUAAGGUCACUCACCCUAGAGUCGUUUCUUUCCUACAAGGGAGGCAAACGAGGUUAUUCUCACUUGACAGUUUCUGACCUCAAGAACAGGAAAAUUCUCCUUUACUUUGGCUCCUCUAGUUCUCUUCUCAAGAAGUUGCUUGACUCCUACAAACAAAUCAAGGAGGACUAUCCUGGUUCUGAAGUGGUCUUUGCUCCUAUAUGUAAUCCAAAUCCAGUUACUGAGAUGCCGUGGCCGCAAUUGUCUUCUCCUGUUGCAAUACCCAAAGUUCUUUCGUUUGAGCCUAUACUUGUGGCAUUUGGGGAGGACAACCGGAUUAAAUCAUUACAUGCUGAAGAACGUCUAGAUUACAGGGAAAAGGAGGUUUCACUGUUUGAUGAUACUUUGCGCAAUGAGACCUUCCUAUACUUGAUGAGUGAAAUACAGCGUUGACUGUACAGCUCACUAUUUAACUGGCCACUCUGCGGCUUGUCUUUGGUUAUUCUGCUUUUUGUGUGUUUUUGUCAACGUUAUCAAUCUGUAUCCGUAAAGAUAAUCUUAUUAAUAAUUAAUUAUUUGCAAUUUUGUUUUCUUUGCUCCCUGCUUUCCAUUUUUGCUUUGAUUUCCC